AUAGUCGCGAACGCACCACCGGAUAAUAGGCGUGUCUUUUCAGAAAACAUGUCGGUUUAGAUUUUGUCAAAAGUUUGUAGUACGUUUUUAACGUUUAGCUGUUAGCUGUUAGAAAAAUAUGAGGUGUCGGGGUAACGGUGGCUUGGUUAAACCGUUUGAGGGUGGUUCAGGCUUUAUGUUUGUAGUUUUAGUUCUUUUUGUCGGCACAAACGUUCCGCCGGCUGGAAGCUCUGCUGGAAUCAGCGGUGAGAAAUGUAUGGUUUGGGGUCCAGGUCUGAACCCGGACGUGGUUCUACCGGUCCGUUACUUCUACAUUCAGGCGGUGACUUCAAAGGGACGAAACCUGACCAAGUCUCCAGGUCAAAAUACAUUUAAAGUGAAAAUAAGCUCGCUAGACAAGAAGGAGCACGUCCGUAUCCACGUCCCUCCACCUCUGGACAGAGGGGACGGAUCUUUUGUUGUGCGGUACCGACUCUACAGCACAGUGCUGAGUGGACUGAAAGUGGACGUUCUCCAUCAAGAUGCUGCUGUAGCUGAAUCACCAUACACCCUCAAAGGUCCAGUCUAUCAUGAGUAUUGUGACUGUCCUGAACCAGAUGAGUCUGAGUGGCAGAGCAUCAUGCAGUGUCCUGCUGAAGAGCCUCAGAUUCUGGAGGACUUCUCAUCUUUCCCCACAGUCGACCUGCAGCUUCUCAGACAGGAAGUGCCUCGCAGAUUUGCCAACAGAGGAGGACUUAUUCAUUACGUCAUCAUCAACAACCAGGUGUACAGGAGCACGCUGGGAAGAUACACAGACUUCAAGAUGUUCUCCGAUGAAGUAUUGCUGUCUCUAACAAGGAAGGUGAAGCUGCCUGAUGUGGAGUUCUUUAUCAAUGUCGGUGACUGGCCUGUAGAGUCCAAAAGCAGGGACGCCAGACCUGGACCCGUUCCAGUAUUGUCCUGGUGUGGCUCUGCAGACACGCGAGACAUUGUCCUCCCAACCUACGAGGUGACACACUCCACCCUGGAGGCCAUGAGAGGGGUCACCAAUGACCUGCUGUCUGUUCAAGGCAAUACAGGGCCUCCAUGGUCCAACAAAACAGAACAGGCGUUCUUCCGCGGCCGGGACAGUCGAGAGGAACGUCUGCACCUGGUGUCUCUGUCCAAGAAACACCCGGAGCUUCUGGAUGCAGGUAUCACGGGAUGGUUUUUCUUCAGAGACCAGGAGAAACAUGUCGGGAAAGCAGCGCUGGUCGGCUUCUUUGAUUUCUUCAAGUACAAGUACCAAGUAAAUGUGGACGGAACGGUGGCGGCGUAUCGCUUCCCUUACCUGAUGCUCGGGAACAGUCUGGUUCUGAAGCAGGACUCGCCCUAUUAUGAGUUUUUCUACAGUCGUCUGAAAGCCGGCAUCCACUACGUUCCCAUGAGGAGAAACCUGUCGGACCUGAUGGAGAAAAUCAAAUGGGCCAAAGAGAACGAUGCCAAAGCUCAGAAAAUCGCGAAAGCGGGCCAAGAGAGAGCACGAGAGCUGCUGGAGCCCAGCAGGUUGUACUGUUACUACCACAGAGUCCUGCAGACGUACGCCGAGCACCAGGUAGGAAAACCAGAAUGCCGCUCCGACAUGGAGCUGGUGCCUCAGCCCAGCGACCACACCGCGGCGUGCGAGUGUGAGCGCAGACGCGACGAGGCCAAAAGCACAGUGAAGGAUGAGCUAUGAUGGAUGGUUUAGUCUUUCUAUCCUCUUGACUUUCUGAGAACGUGAUACUUGAAACGGGAAUUUCAGUCAUUUUUAAAACAAUGGAUGUUUCAGGAAGGAUUUAAAAUAAUAAUAAUACAAAAAAAAAAAACAUCAAUUUUGAAAUGAGCCUGUUUGUAGUUAUUCUGAAAAUCAAGAUUGUAUUUUUUUAAAACUGUUUUGUGCCAUUUUUAUACAUUUAUACAGUGUUGUUGCUCAUUAUUACUGUUGUGUAGUAGAUGUUUAGUACUGCAAAGGCAAUCGGACAAUUUAACUAGUAAGGAAUUUUUUUUUUUUUUUUACCCCAACCAAGCAACCUUUUUUUUUUUUUUUUUUUUUGUAAUUUUUACAUUUACAGAAAAGGAAAACAAGCAUGAAGAAAACAUAAAAAUAAGAAAAUUAAAUAUACAAAGUUACACAAUCACAGAAACAGCAGACCUCCUCCAUAUUUAAGUACAAAGGUGUGUUUAUGUGUGUGUGUUUAAAUGGUAAAUG
Thalassophryne amazonica is the source of this 2209-nucleotide messenger RNA. It is a transcript of the gene poglut3, whose product is annotated as protein O-glucosyltransferase 3. The record is from RefSeq and is a predicted model, not a curated record. The transcript has 7 exons. Gene Ontology annotation, molecular function: protein binding; glucosyltransferase activity. The coding region runs from base 119 to 1696 and encodes 525 amino acids. Gene Ontology annotation, cellular component: endomembrane system. NCBI's taxonomy places the organism in Eukaryota, Metazoa, Chordata, Actinopteri, Batrachoidiformes, Batrachoididae.